AAAUCUCCUGGAAAAUUUGCAUAAUCGGAUGAAACGGCGGUGUGUUGUGUGACAGGUCCAUAUGAAGGCAUCAGAAGAAGAAGAGGAAGAAGUUGUGCAUAGUGGAGGAGGUUAUACAUCACCACUAAUGUCAUCACUUUCUGAUGCUUAUGAUGAUGGAGAAGAGCAUCAGAAGAAGAAGAAAAAUUAUGGAUUGGUUCAAGUGGAAGAAGGUGGACAAGAUGUUAUUUCCAGUGUGGAGGAGCUCCUGAAAGCCACUACAGCAUGGCGCCCGUAUCCCCUGUUCAUAAUCUGCUCCAUGUCAUUCCUCUGGUCUCUAUGUGCUCUCAGUGCAAUUUCGCCAGCUUUCACUGCUCCGGCCGGCGAUGAAUGUACAGAAAACUGCUCGUUUUACACAAUUCAAAACGAAUUCAACCUAACCUCCAAGUUUUUUCUCGUUGAGCCCGCUGAAUUGACAACUUCUAUUUAUUUUUUGGGAAAUCUGUUGAUUGGACAGCUGUUUGCAGUUGUAGCUGAUAGAUUUGGCCGCCGUCCAAUUAUUAUAAUAUGCCUUCUUCUUACUGGAAUUGUGGGUUCUCUAGGAUCUCUUGCCCCGAACUUUCCGCUACUUCUUGUCGCAAGAUUUAUACAAGGAUCCUGUUAUACGCCCCUGACAACAGUGAACUACGUGUUAAGCGGUGAAAGUAUUCCACAUCGAUCUCAAUCAUUAACAUCAAUAUUUUUCGGAGUCUCAUGGGUAUGCGGUUAUUGUUUUUUGGCUCCAUUAUCUGUAUGGUUUAACACGUGGAGAAGUCUUCAAUUGGCAACUGCUCUUCCCAAUAUUUUAGUCGCUGUGUUUCUGAUGGGAACGCUCCCGGAAAGUGUCGGCUACUCAAUCGAAAAGAAAAACCGGAAAGCUGUUCAAAAAUGGAUCAAACGAAAUGAGCUGCUCUCCUGUAAAAAGCUCAACUACGAUCUCGACAUGAUUAUGGAGAAAACUGAGAAAAUUGCCACUUCAUCAUCGCCGACACCACAAAAUCGACUGACAAUAUUUGAAAUGAUUCGUGAAAUUCUGUCGGAUCGGGAGAUCACACGCCGAAUCAUCGUCGAGACUUUUCUCUGGAUUCUCACUUUUAUGACGUACUGUGCGCUGUCACUUACAUCCACAUCUGUCGGAAAUUCGGAUCCGCUGGUGUCGUUUUUGUUUUCGGGAGUCGUCGAGUUGCCUGCCUACCUCUUCAUACCGAUAUGCUUGACGAGAACAAAACGUCGCCCAACCCGUUUUCUGUGCCAUUUUACUGGCUCAAUGGCCCUUCUCACAAUGUAUUUCUUGUCAAACGACACAUCGCUACACCUCAUCAUUUGGCUCGUUGCCAAGUUUUGCGCCUCAUGCUGUUACAUUUUCUGCUUCAUCUACGCUGCCGAGCUGUUUCCGACGUGGUGCCGGUCGUGCUGUAUUGGGGUUUGCUCGACAUGCUGCAAUAUUGGAGCAAUUGUGGCGCCGCACAUUUUUCUGAUUGAUUCGGCGGCUCCUGGAGCACAGUUUUUGGUGCUAGCAGCAGUGGGAUUGUUGUGCUCUGGGCUUACGUGGUGCCAGCAGGAGACCAAGGUUUAGGGCUUUAAUUAAUAUUAUUUGAAUUUUUUUAUGAUCACCCAGUGACAAAAAAAGAAAAAAAAACGAGUUUUCAGACGUGUAUUUGUGUUUUUUUGUAAUAUUUUGUAAUAUUUUGUUUUGUGAUAAAAAUCCCCAGUUUUGAAUAAAUUAAAUUAUUUUUUUC
Molecule: messenger RNA, 1757 nt
Organism: Caenorhabditis elegans
Lineage: Eukaryota; Metazoa; Nematoda; Chromadorea; Rhabditida; Rhabditidae
Gene: T22F7.1
Product: Major facilitator superfamily (MFS) profile domain-containing protein
Exons: 6
Coding region: 62-1594 (510 amino acids)
Biological process (GO): transmembrane transport
Cellular component (GO): membrane
Molecular function (GO): transmembrane transporter activity
Source: RefSeq, marked reviewed